ACCGGAACCACUGAACACCAUAUUUCUACCGUGCUGACAUCAAUGAUCCGCAUUGUUGGCAUUGCCUGCGUAUGAUGCGAACACCCUGAUGUCAUAGGACAAAAAGAAGAAAGCUUUUAACAAGAGAAAUGAAAUAUAACAUAUCUAUUGGUAACUGCUGAUUGACUAUAAAAUGGAAGAUGUGGACAGGAAAAAACUGACUUCUAAUAGGAGCUAUCUGGUGAAAAAUAUUUAUAAAACAAUGAAUGUGGUAGACAAAUUGAUGGAUGAUGGAAUUAUUACAGAUGGAAUGAAACAGGACAUUGAGGCAGAGCGUACCAAUGAUGAUAAAAACAGAAAACUGUUAGAUAUCAUUCCAAGAAGGGGACCAAAAGCAUUUGAAGGAUUCCUCAAAGCUCUUGUUGAAUCAGACAAUGACUUUGCUGCAGAGAAAUUAUGUGAAGGAGCUGGAAAAAAAUACAAAGUGGUGAUGACCUCCAGUCAGAAAGGGAUGGUUUCUCCAGAAGAAGAAAACCAUCAACAAAUGCAGAAUUCUUCCAUUGUCCUCCCUACAAAAUGGCCGACUGAACAAGACUGUAUGACAGACUUUUUAGUUAAAAAAUGUAGUGAAACCAGUACAACACAAAAAUUAUGGCACAGUGACAGGUACUACAGAAUGAAGAGUAAACCUCGUGGACGGGUCUUACUGUUCAACAACUUCGUAGAUUUAGAUUUUAGAGUGAAGAAAGGUUUAGAAUGGGUAGUGAAGCUACAGAGGCGAGAUGGAACUGAUAAAGAUGAACAGAGUGUUAGGAGAUUAUUUGAGCAGCUACAUUUUGAUGUUGAAGUAAAAAAAGAUCGGAAAGUUGAGCAAAUGAAAUCUGACAUUGAAGAAGAGAAAACACAUCCUUUCCAUAAGUCUGCUGACUGUUUCAUCUUAGUUUUCCUGAGUCAUGGUUCAACUGAAGGGAUCUAUGGAAUAGAUGGUAAAAUCCUUCCUACUGCUGAAGUGAAAAGAUCCUUCAAUAACAGGAACUUCACCAGUAUGACGGACAAGCCUAAACUAAUUUUCAUACAGGCUUGUCGUGGAGAUAAUUAUGACAGUGGGGCGAACGUGGCUGACAAUGUGGCUGAUGCAAAGAAGUCAAUGGCUGCCCUAAAUCUCAAUGCAGUACCUCAAACUGAGACUAUCGACCAGAUCGACAGCCAAGUAGAGAAAUCACCAUCUGAUGCAGACAUGUUUAUAGCUUAUGCUACAACACAAGAUAAUGUGUCUUUUCGAAAUGUUCUGUUUGGAUCUUGGUUCAUUCAGGCACUAGUUUAUGUCUUCAGGAACUAUGCCUGUCAGACAGACCUUCUCACAAUGUUCACACUUGUAAAUGAGUUAGUGUCCAAAGGUCGAGCCCGGGAUCCUCAAAAGAGAAUUGCAGUGGCAGUCUCGGACUUCAACAGUACACUUAGGCUCCAGUUAUGUUUUUUUCCGGGAUUGACAGAGCUUGUCACUCACUCUCCACAAAAUUGACAAACUUUGUAUGUGUUUAUGGCCAAAAAGUGCUUACAGUAUACAGUGUGGCCUCCUUGUCCAAUGGUCAUCAGCAUAAUAUUAAGAAUCUGAGAACAUUUGUAAAGUAGUAUUAUUAGCUGAGUAGCUGUUUUGGGGAGAAAAAAAAAAAAACUAAAAUACUUUCAAUGUUACAAAGAUAAACUCUUCAUCUAUAUAUUAAAAAUUUUGCACUACUUAGUGCACUCUUAGCCUACCAUCAUCUGUCCAUCCAUCUGUCUGUAAACAAUUUUUGUUAUCACUAUUUCUUGAGAAGUGCUGGAUGGAUCUCACUUAAAAUUAUAAUGGUGAUUUCUCUUUGUCCCAACUUGUGCCUAUUUGAUUUUGGGCAGGUAAGAAAAACAAUAUGGCCAACGAGCAGUGAUCUAUGAUUUUGAUUUUAUAAGUUUGUAAAUAUGGCUAUUUCUUGAGAGGUACUGGAUGAAUCUUUCUCACAUUUCUUAUGUAGUUUGCCUAGGUUCCUAGUUAUGGCCAUUUGAUUUUGGGACUGCUCAGAAAAACAAAAUGCAGACAGAUGGCCAUCUUUGAUUUCCUAUUUCAUAAUGGAGGCUCCCCUUGGUCUCUAGUUGUUUCCGGGGUAUUUAGGACUGAUCAGAUAAACAAAAUGACUAACAGACAGCUAUCUUGAAUUUUACCUUGUAAAACUUGUUAUCACUAUCUCUAGAGAAGCACUGAAUUGUAUUGUAGGUCCCCCUUGGUCCCUAGUUGUGUAAGUGUGGUUUUGAAAGUUAUCGGAAAAACAAAAUGGCUGACAGGAUGGCUUGUUAAAUAUUGUAAUCAUUAUUUCUUUAGUAGUCCUGGAUUGAUAUCUCUUUCAUUUUAUAUGUAGGUUUCCCAUGGUCCCUAGUUGUUCUCAUUUGAGUUUGAGAUUGAUAUGAAAAACAAAAUGGUUGAUAGUAGGCCAUCUUAUAUUUCAACAAUGAAAGUUUAUUAUGGCUAUUUCUUGAGAAGUACUGUAUGGAUCUCUCUCUAAUUUCAUAUGUAGGUUUCCCUUAUAUCUCUAGUUCUGAAAGUAUAAUUUUGGAACUCAAAAACAAAAUAGCUGACAGGCGAUUUGGCACUUAAAGAUUAAUUGUGCUUUAUCACCAAAGGAAUGUUUAGAUUUUGUAUCAUUAAGAAGAAGUACAGAGGAUAGAAAAGAAAAAAACCCAAAUAAAAUGUUUUCUUACAUAUUUCCUUAUCAUACAUUGCAUAUGAGUUCAGCCAAAAAAUUCCCAAUCUGUUGAUUGGUUGUUGAAUAUGAUAUGACAAAUCAAAUCAAUUUCUUCAUCCUAUUUGAAAAGAAAAAAUGAAUGAAGAAGUUGUGUAUUUUUUAGACCAGUGUUUCAGAUUUUUAAUGUAUUGUUUACCUUGGCUAAGGUCUGGCUAUAGGGUACUGUGACUCUAAGCUAAGAAUCAGCAAUGCUGUAAAUAAAACUGAGAUUCUUCUAGGCUCAUUUAGAUAUGCUGAUUCACAGUGAUAAUCAUGUUUAAGUGUAUAUAAUGAAUGGAUCAAGUGCUGUAAAAAUUUCAGCGUAUUUUGUGUAUAGAUCCAUUGUCCAACUUAGAUCACUUAGUGUACAGCUCAACACAUCCAUCAUUUACAAAAAUAUCUUGCAGGUAUUAUGGUCCAGCAUAGGGAUGUUGAGAAAAUGUACUCUAAACUUUUGCAUUGAGUUUGUCAUUCAGAUUUAAUGCCAGUCAAACCUGGGGUAUAGAUACAUGGCUUAAUGAAACUGCCAAAUACAAAAAGAUUGAAUAUUAAAAUUAUUGGUUCAGGUAAUGAGUUACAUAAGAAUGAUCUAAAGCUGAGAAUGUCUGUAGAAGAACACAAAUGUAUUGUUAUUAUAUUUGUAGUCAUGGUUAUAUAUCUACAUUCAUAGGUUGAAAGUAUUUUGUAGGUCAAAGGUGAUCAUUUGUUAGAAGAGUAAAUUUUAGUGCUGGUGGAUGUUACGUAAAUGUACAUAGAUAUGAAAUAUUAAGGCUGUUAAUGGUUUUUAUAAUACAAUGUACAUUUCUGUAUAUGUAUCUGGGCUUAUACAUACAUCAAUUCUGUGAAUUUUUGUAAUCAAAUUUAACACAUGUAGACAUACUACAGUAUGUAUAAGGGUUGACUAUUUAGUCAUGCUACAUACUACUAUAUAUGAAGGGUUGAUGCCUUGGAUGUCUCCAGCUUAUCAAUGCCAAAGUUUUGUUCACAUGAUCAAAAUUUGGUAGAUCAUCUUCAGUUCUUUUUUGUUGCAUUCAUUAAAAUUGAUAAAAAGUGAAAUGAGUUUUCCAUUGUUUGUUUCAAUUCUCAUUUCACCUACAUAUAAGAGAGAAAGGGGCAUUACUAUAAAGCUGUUAAGUGAAUAAUACUCUGUUAUGUGUUUUAUAUCAGUAAAAUCAUUGUCAGUGAUCUCUUACAUGCAGCUUGGCCAUGGUAAAGCCAUAGAAUUCAUCAAGCUAUGUCGCUUGGGUCAUGAAGCAGGAUUUAAGUCCAAAAUUCAUCAAAAAUGACAGUACAGCAAACUUGAUACAGCCUGACCAUAUUAACAAAUGACUUUUAAUCCCAGUCAGUCAUUGAAAAUUUGAGAUAUCAAGAAUGAAGUGACUUCUAUGUUGAAUAUCAUCUUUGCACUUCUACAUUUUAUAAUUGAUUACAUUUUUUUUUUAUGUAAAACUAAAGUAUUUGUAUAACUUUUCCAUUAUGAUUUUUGACACAGUAACAGUGAUUACACUCCAAGUAAGAAGAUAUAAAAACUAAUGCCUGAUGUAAACACUGUAUGUGUGGAAAUUUUUAUGUAUGCAAAGAUCGGUUUUCAUGAUAAUUCUUUGGUACUUAUUAACAUAGUGUUUUUCUAGGAGAUUAUGAGUGUUGUAUGUUCAAUACAAAUAAAAAUAUAAAUAACAUGAAAGAAUUUGUUAUCUGACCUAUCUCACUAGAGUGAUGUUUUUAAAGAACACUAAGAAAACCACAUCGUGGUGAUCUCUUGUUGCAAUUGACCUUAAGAUCGAUUAUACAUGUAUUUAUGAUUUCUAAUAAAAUUCUGACCAAAAUUAA
Molecule: messenger RNA, 4562 nt
Organism: Ylistrum balloti
Lineage: Eukaryota; Metazoa; Mollusca; Bivalvia; Pectinida; Pectinidae
Product: caspase-2-like
Exons: 9
Coding region: 173-1501 (442 amino acids)
Biological process (GO): proteolysis; regulation of apoptotic process
Molecular function (GO): cysteine-type endopeptidase activity
Source: RefSeq, a predicted model, not a curated record